Molecule: messenger RNA, 732 nt
Organism: Mesocestoides corti
Lineage: Eukaryota; Metazoa; Platyhelminthes; Cestoda; Cyclophyllidea; Mesocestoididae
Source: the annotation of a GenBank genome assembly
AUGGAUGAACGACUUGACGAGGAUGCCGUAUUUCUUGCUAACUUCCAUUUGUUUCGAGAAGACGUUGACUCAAAAAUAGAGCAUUUAAUUGAAGGGGACGAAUUCACAGUGGAUACCCGACCCCCAGACUUUCCCCUGAACGAACGGCAUAUUGAUAACCUGAUAGCUCUUCAUCAUGGCCAAGCAACUCGACUAGUGGUUAAUCGAGCCGACGGAGAGAGAAUCUCGGUUAUCGUCCGAAACAAUGGGAAGGUCAACGAUAUAUUUCUAGCUGUAGCAGACUCUAUCAAUGGUAAACACAAGAAACAGCAAAAGGACUAUGAAGCGCUUAUUAGCCGCAUUGAUAAGCACGACAAAGUUGCAAUCUCGAAGGCCUUUUCUCGGGGACCGCCCCCCAAGUUUAUAAACUGGCGGAGGUUCUGGAGAACCCACUGCCUCGCCUCGGAUGAGGUUUUGCUUAAAGAUAGGAAUGUGCGAAUAAAAGACGUGCCUGGACUAACUAAUGGUACCGUGCUUUACUUUGUUCGGCGAAAUAGAAAAAACGAGUGGCUGUACAAGUUUUUUUUUCAUUGUUUUGCCGUGUAUUCUACAUGGGUCGUUUCUGCUUCCAGAAUGCGCGAACAUCGUCGUGGCCAGCUUUGGAGACUACCAUUAGUCGGCGUUCCGGGCACUCCCAUAGCAAAUAUCCAUGACCCUAAACAAACACAGAAGGUAAAAGUGACUUCCGUGUAA